GAGAGUGUGAGGGAGUGAGAGAGAGAGAGAGAGGGAGGGAGAAUGGUGUCGGUCAGCGGACAAAGAGAAAAAUAACGUGUGUCUGUUCAGGGAAAGGAGAUCAGGAAAGGUCAGGGAGAGGUGGAGAGCUAGACAGAGAGAGAGUGAUAGAGAGAAAGUGUGAUAGAGAGAGAGAGAGAGUGAUAGAGAUAGAGACAGACACAGACAAGGAGAGUGAUAGUGAGGAGAGAUAGCUAGAAACAAAUAUAUUGAUAGAGAGAAAGUGAUAAAGGGAGAGAGAGAUAUAAUCAAGCAGAUUGAUAGAGACAGAGAGUGAUAGGGAGGGGAGAGUGAUAGAGAGGGAGAGUCACACAAAGUGACGUGAGGGGGACACAGUGUUAGAGAGCGAGCACAUACUGGAGCAAGAAUAUUAAGAGAAUGUGAUAGAGUGAGAUGGUGAUUAAAAAGAGUCACAGAAAGAAAGAAUGAUAGGUGUAGAGAAAGCAAACUGAGAACCAUAUUCACAGUGGCAGAGUCAUUGUGCUAAAAUGGGGCACAGUAUACUUGAGUGAAUAAACCCUGAAAUAGAGUUCAGUGUUCGAAAGAGUCAGUCAGGCAGAAAUAAUGUUAGAGACUUUAUAACAGGCACAAACCACAUCAGAAAAUAUAUGAAAACAUGAGUUGGACUGACAGGGCAUGUUAGGGAGGGCCACAAGCUAAGUAUUAGAGAGGCAUAGACUAUGCAGGAAAAGUGACAGUUGGUUAAAAAAAAAGUGUAAGAUUGUGUGUGAAGGCUACUUAGUAUAUAAAAAUCAAAGACCCAGAGAAUAUACAUGAGUGAGAUGCCAUGUUGGAGAUAUGAACAUGUGGUUUAUGAGUAAGACGAAGAAAAAAAAUUGAAAGAGAAAAAUAGUCUUGAAAAGGGGAGCUCUACUUAUCGAUUCACUAUGACUACACCACUGGUUCAGGCCAAUCAUAUUUUUGGGUUACAAGCCUCUGUUGUUAAUAAUGUUUUGUAUUUUGAUGAUCAAAGCAUAAUUUACCCAGCUGGAAGCAGCUGUGUGCGUUACAAUGUUGACCAGAAAUGGCAGAAAUUCAUUCCAGGUGCUGAAAAAAGCCAAGGGAUGUUGGCUCUUGCAUUUAGCCCCAAUCACCGAUAUCUGGCCGUUUCUGAAAAGGGUGAAAAAGCCACAGUGACUAUAUAUGAUGUACAGCACGAUCAAAGCAGAAAGAAAAAGUCACUAAGUGUCAAUGAUCUUCACGCCCAAGAGUUUGUCAGUAUUGCCUUCUCACCAGACUCCAAAUACCUGAUUGCGCAAUCUGGGAAACCGGAUUGGACACUGAUUUAUUGGCUAUGGAAGAAACAGAAAAUCAUUGGUGUUAUGAAAACUACCACGAACACAAACCCUAUUUAUCAGAUCAGCUUUAACCCUCAAGAUAAUACACAGAUAUGUGUGGUUGGGGAUGGCGUUUUAAAACUCUUGCGAUAUUCUGAUGGAAACCUCAAACAAACAAACUUCCAAAAGUUUGAGCUCCAGAACUUUCUCGCACAUGCAUGGAUGCCAGAGGAUCACAUCAUUGUUGGCACUGACACAGGAAAACUUUACCUGUUUGAGUUAGCUGAAUUACGCUGGGAGUAUUCAAUAGUGCUAGAAAUCAGAAAGUCUCCCUCUAUCAGCCACAUGCCUCCACCUCCACCUCCUCAAGCUAAAGUGACAGCAAUAACAAUUUAUUCCAAAGGGUUUAUUUGCUCUGCUGGACCUGGUGUUGUGUAUAUGUUUGAAAGAGGAGAAGAGAAGGAUACCUUUAAAAAAACAAGGGUAAUUAGGAUUCCACAGGAUCCAUACAGCACAGAUCCAUCCCAUGCAGAACAGCAAGAGAUUUCAACUCUUUGUCUUAGUCCCUCAGAGGAAGCGCUAAUUGCUAGUACAAAUAAGAACCAAUUGUACAGCAUCACAUUAUCUUCUGCUGAAAUAAGUAAGAGUGAGCUGACACAUUUUGAAUUUCUCUGUCAAUCGUUCCACUCCAAUGUCAUCACAGGCUUGGAUAUCUGCAUUCGAAAACCCCUUGUUGCCACCAGUUCGGUAGAUAGAUCAAUACGCUUGUGGAACUAUGAGACGAAUGUUUUGGAGCUUUAUAAAGAGUUUCAGGAAGAAGCUUAUAGUGUUGCUAUUCACCCAUCUGGGUUGUAUAUUCUUGUUGGAUUUUCGGACAAGUUACGACUUAUGAACCUGUUAAUUGAUGAUAUCCGAACUUUCAAAGAAUUCACAAUUCGAAGCUGUCGAGAGUGUUCCUUCAGCAAUGGUGGACACCUGUUUGCAGUUGUGAAUGGAAAUGUCAUUCAUAUUCAUUCCACAACGACAUUUGAAAACCUGGUUAAUCUUAAAGGUCACAAUGGGAAGAUUCGCGCUAUUGUCUGGAAUUCAGAUGAUAGUAAAUUGAUUUCCUGUGGUAUGGAUGGUGCAGUAUAUGAAUGGAAUACACUGACUGGAAAGCGAGAAGGCGAGUGUGUACUGAAGUCCUGCAGUUACACUGACCUUUGUAUCACACCAGAUAGUAAAACCAUAUUUGCAGUGGGGUCUGAUCGAACUUUAAAAGAAAUUACUGAUUCCCAGAUUAUUCGGGAAGUUCCAUCGAAUGAUGUUGCAUAUACCUGUGUGGUUAUGUCACAUUCUGGGCGAAUGUUGUUCCUAGGCGCUGCAAAUGGGACAGUCCGGAGUAUCAAAAUCCCACUACCUGUAAAAUCAGAAUGGAAUGAGUAUCAGGCACAUUCUGGACCAAUCACUAAGAUGGUUGUUACCUUUGAUGACCUAUACCUGUUGACAGUUUCAGAGGAUGCAUGCUUUAUGAUCUGGAAGAUAAUCGAUAAAGAGGGCCGAGUGCUGAAACGUGACAAAGAAGUUGGCCAUGCAGAAGAAAUCCUGAUCACAAAAUCAGAUUUGCAAGAAAAGAAUCAAUUGUCAUUGGAGUUAAAAACUCGUGUCGAGGAACUGAAGAUGGAGAAUGAAUAUCAGCUCAGACUGAAGGACAUGAAUUACAGUGACAAAAUCAAAGAAUUGACUGAGAAAUUUAUUCAGGAAAUGGAAUCUCUGAAAACAAAAAACCAGGUUUUGAAGACUGACAAAGACAAGAUUGAGAUAAUGCAUAAGGAAGAUACAGCACUGAUCCUGGAUAGACAUACAAAAGACAUUGAAGACUUAGAAAGCAUAAACAACCAGAAACUAAUGUUAGAAUAUGAAAAAUACCAGGAGUUGCAGCUUAAAUCCCAGCGAAUGCAGGAAGAUUAUGAAAGACAGCUCAAUGAAAUGGAUGAGAGCAAGAGCCAAGCAUUGGAGGAACUGACUGAAUAUUAUGAGACCAAACUCCAGGAGAAGGGUAAAUUUAUUGAACAGCUGCAGGAAGAGUCCAGGCAACAGAUUAAAGAAUCUGAUGAAACAAAGAAACAGAUAGAAGAGGAUGCUGACCGUGAAAUACAGGACAUUAAAAUCAAAUAUGAACGAAAUCUGAGAGACGAGAAAGAGGCAAAUCUCCGGUUGAAAGGAGAGACAGGAAUUAUGAGAAAAAAGUUUACCAGCUUGCAGAAAGAAAUUGAAGACAAGCAGGGAGAAAUUGAGAAGUUGAAGAGUGAACACCAAAAACUGCAUGGAGUUAUCAGGUCACUGGAGAAAGACAUCCAAGGACUCAAGAAAGAAAUCUUAGAACGUGAUGAAACUAUUCAGGACAAGGAAAAGCGGAUCUAUGAUCUCAAGAAGAAAAAUCAAGAAUUGGAAAAGUUUAAAUUUGUUCUGGAUUACAAAAUUAAAGAGCUUAAGAAACAAAUUGAACCACGAGAAAAUGAUAUAAAAGAAAUGAAAGAGCAAAUACAGCAAAUGGAAACUGAAUUGGAGCUGUUUCAUAAACAUAAUGCCCAGCUGGAACUUAAUAUUGGAGAACUCAAACAGAAACUAAAGGCCACAGAAGCAGAGAUGCGUAAAGAGAUGGAGAAGGUGCGAAGUGUAGAAUCUAUUGUCAAACAUUUUAAGACUGAUUUGUACAACUGUAUAGCAUUUAUUCAGGAACCAAAGAAAUUGAAAGAUAGUGUGCGGCAACUCUAUGAGAAAUAUGUGCCACAGUCAGAAGUGUUUGAAAUUGCGACUGUUGACUCAAACAUUCAGAAGGAAUUUGGACGACAAAGAAACCACUUGGAAAAAAGUAUUGCAACAUUGCAAAAGAAACUGUUGAAGGACACAGAAAUUCACCGUGCUGACAAUGUCCAUAUUAUGCAGGAAAAUGUAGCUCUUAUCAAGGAGAUUAAUGAUCUGCGGCAUGAGUUGAAGGUUGCUCGAAUAAAGGGGCAUGAUCUGGAAGUAGCUCUUGGAACUCUUAAGAAGAAUAAGAAACCAUGUGCUGUUGAAUUUAAAGACAAUUGCUCUCGGAAUGCAGUCACACGUCUUAAUUUUGAUCAUGAGUCGGAACGGAUAAUUGAACUUCAACAACUGGAAAUUAAAAGGCUUCAGGAACAAAAUCAAGCAAAGGAGGAUGCCUACCAGUCUGCUGGAAUAUUACCUGCACUUACUACCUAAUUAACGUUUCAAAUAUGUGAGAACCUAGCACAGAAUGUACAUCCUUCCUUGUGUGCACACUAUGAACUCUCAGCACAAUUUCUAAUUAAUUAUGCUUCAUAUUAAGUUAGUUUACUUUCUCCUUUCAAAAGCUGCUCAUCUGCUGAAUAAUCCAAUCUGUUUGAAAACAUUGAACUCACCAAUAUUUAAAGGGUAUCUUAUUAAACUUAUACAACAUCUGUGUUCCAUUAAAAGAAAGUUUCCCAAUUAGUAGGAUGCUUCACUUACUGUAUUUGUUCAAAUUAGAUUGUUCAUUUAAGCAAAUUAAAUCAGUAAUAUUAAAGUAGUUGGACCUGUGUUUAGAGAGUUUUUAUUCAUUUUUGAUUAGAAGGUGGGGAAGGCUGAUUAUACUACAGACCAUGUGAAAUUGAAGGUGGUGUAACACAGCAAACAAAUGUGAAAGUUUGGAUUGAUAGUUAACAACAAAUUAAAGCAACUGGAUGUUGCAUGUGCUACUCUUUUCUGUGUUAGUGUCUGUACCUGCUCAGCAGUUCCCUCUGGUGGAAUCUUUACACCUUCAAAAUUUGUCUGUAGCUUAUUUUGUGUGGCGACAUUGUGAGCUGGAUUUUCACUGCAAUAUAGGAAACAGUAGGAAAAUCUAUU
This is a messenger RNA of Chiloscyllium plagiosum (whitespotted bambooshark), 5183 nucleotides long. It is a transcript of the gene cfap57, whose product is annotated as cilia and flagella associated protein 57. Gene Ontology annotation, molecular function: protein binding. The record is from RefSeq and is a predicted model, not a curated record. Lineage: Eukaryota; Metazoa; Chordata; Chondrichthyes; Orectolobiformes; Hemiscylliidae.